This is a messenger RNA of Heterostelium album PN500, 1068 nucleotides long. RefSeq names its product PRKCSH domain-containing protein. Gene Ontology annotation, cellular component: endoplasmic reticulum lumen. The transcript is spliced from 2 exons. Gene Ontology annotation, biological process: endoplasmic reticulum unfolded protein response; retrograde protein transport, ER to cytosol. Lineage: Eukaryota; Evosea; Eumycetozoa; Acytosteliales; Acytosteliaceae. The record is from RefSeq and is a predicted model, not a curated record. Bases 1 to 1068 code for a protein of 355 amino acids.
AUGAAGUAUAAAUAUAUAAAUAUCAUAUUUUUAGUGUUGUUAGUUUUUGUUAUUCUAGAUAAUGUAUAUGCAUCUGAGAAUGUCAGAGUUGUAGAUGGACAUGCUGAUGCUGACAAUCAUCAACAACAGCAUACUGAGAGUGUAGUUGUCAACAGUGUUGUCAAUGAUGAAUCAACAGAUCAACAACAGCAGCAGCAACAACAACAACAGAUAAAGAAAUCUAGUAAGAUACAUCCACCGAUCUCACCAAAAGUAAAAUAUGAGGUGGUAGUAGGACGAGCAGAUCAAAUGGAACAACAAAUACAACAACAACAACUGCAACAGCAAGACGGUGGAGUAGCAGUAACAACAAGCGUUGUCGUACCAAUGACACUAGCCAAUGGAACCAAGUACAAAUGUUACAUUCCAAGACCGGCAGGCGAUCCCAAUGAGAGUGACCACGACCAGUGGAGUCCGAUACCAUCGCCAUCAGUGUUUGCAGACUCACUAUCGAGUCUCGCAAAGUCACAGUGUAUAUUAUAUAAAACCGGUGGAUGGUGGAGCUAUGAAUAUUGUCACGGCAAAGCAGUUCGUCAAAUUCACAUUGAUCCAGCACAAAACAAAGUAACUGCUGAAUUCGUAUUGGGAACUGCACCAAAUGCUGCUUCGUCAUCAUCAUCAUCAUCAUCAUCAACAUCAUCAACAGCAGAUUCCACCACAACUGUAUCAAAUAAUAAUAACAAUAAUAAUAAUAAUCAUCAUAAUAAUGCACAUGGUAAGAUAAGAGGAUUGGAUCCGUCAUUUAUGAACUCUUACAAUCAAGGUUCACAGACAUCAUUACCAGAGAAAUCAUCACUACCCUACUACUCUGAGCUCUAUGAUGAUGGUACACCAUGUGAUAUAUCACCAGGUAGCAGAUACUAUUGUAAUAAUGAUCCAAACAAACAUUUCAACUAUAUUCAAGAAAUGAGCGAACCAUUUACAUGUUAUUAUAUUUUCAAAGUCUAUACCAACCUUAUGUGUAUACAUCCAUUAUUUAAACCAAAACACGAUACAAUUCUAGAUAUUACUUGUAUAAAAGAUUCAUAA